AUGUGUUCCUGGGCACUCCUGUUGUCCCCCAGUUUGUCUGCUGCUCCUCUAACUGACGCUGACCUGGAAGAGCUGGAGGCUGUCAGUUCUUGGGUAAUUGUCCACAGUUCUCCAUGCAGUGUCACCUGUGGCCUGGGUCUACGUACCCAGCAGCUGUGCCCUGUCAAUGACAAAAUAAACAGUGCGACCUCUGGGUGUCGUCUGAGGAAAGUCCGUUGUACAGACACCUGGCAGUGUGGUUUGGAAACCUUAACGGUGUCUGCUGGAGAACACUUGGAGUUGGACUGUUUAGGGGAAGUUAUGGAAGCCAUGGGCCGUUUUGCCUUCAUCGUGUCGUGGCGUUAUGCCCGUGGCAUUGUUACCACCAAUAACGCACUGUUUAGCCGUUGGAAACACCCGGACCUGGCCCGGAUCGUGCUGAAUCCCCUCAGAGAGCAGGAUGCUGGGACGUAUCGCUGUGAUGUGAAAGACACAACCUAUCGGAGGGUUAAAAGAGUCUACAAAGGGGUGAAAGUCCUGUCACCACAGGUGCUGAGUUUGAACUUCGAUGAGGCGCUCUUCCAUUGGGAGAAACCCGGGAACAUGUCAAACAUGACCCCACUGUCACGGCAACCGUAUCCGAGCAACACCCUCAGAAAUAUGAUGCUGCUCAGUCUGUGCAUAUCAGUCACCAUGGCAAUGCUUGUCUUCCUUGCCCUAUACUGCUUGUUUUACUGGAAGAGACCAGAAAAGUUGUGUGGAACAAACUGUACAUGA
Chanos chanos (milkfish) is the source of this 756-nucleotide messenger RNA. It is a transcript of the gene tmem81, whose product is annotated as transmembrane protein 81. The record is from RefSeq and is a predicted model, not a curated record. Lineage: Eukaryota; Metazoa; Chordata; Actinopteri; Gonorynchiformes; Chanidae. The coding region runs from base 1 to 756 and encodes 251 amino acids. The transcript has a single exon.